This is a messenger RNA of Heteronotia binoei (common prickly gecko), 2447 nucleotides long. RefSeq names its product ATPase Na+/K+ transporting subunit beta 1 (gene ATP1B1). Gene Ontology annotation, biological process: intracellular sodium ion homeostasis; potassium ion import across plasma membrane; sodium ion export across plasma membrane. Gene Ontology annotation, molecular function: ATPase activator activity. Gene Ontology annotation, cellular component: sodium:potassium-exchanging ATPase complex. The transcript has 6 exons. Bases 406 to 1326 code for a protein of 306 amino acids. NCBI's taxonomy places the organism in Eukaryota, Metazoa, Chordata, Lepidosauria, Squamata, Gekkonidae. The record is from RefSeq and is a predicted model, not a curated record.
UAAUUUUUCUCCUUGGGCAGACCCAGGUCUCUUUCUUCCCACCUUUCCUUUCCCCCCACCCCUCCACCUCCUCUUUCUUCUUCAGCAUUACCAUCAGCGCCGUCCCGGCUGCUCGAAGCAAGCGCGCCUGAAGACAGCUGUAGAGACGUCUCUCCAUGUGCGGCUAGCCGGGCGAGGAUUAUUUUCCACACACCUUCCUUUGGGUGGGACCCGCACGCGGCGCACGCCGAGCGGGUUUCUGUGCCCAGCGGGCGCUUGGAGACGGGGCGCGUCUGUAGGCGGGAGUAGCUGGAGACGCGCCGAGGGCUGUGAUCUUGUCAAGGGGACACCGGCGGCUCUUGUGCUCCCUCCCCUGCGUCGCUUCUGCAAAAGGCUGCCUGUCUGUCGCAGGGCUGCUCCUCGCUCAUGGCUCACGGCAAGGCAAAGGAAGGGGAUGGCAACUGGAAGAAAUUUAUCUGGAAUUCAGAGAAGAAGGAAUUUCUAGGGAGGACCGGAGGCAGCUGGUUUAAGAUCCUCCUCUUCUAUGUGAUCUUCUAUGGCUGCCUGGCAGGUAUCUUCGUUGGGACCAUUCAAGUCAUGCUGCUCACAGUCAGUGAAUUUGAGCCCAAGUAUCAGGACCGAGUAGCACCUCCAGGAUUGACAAAUGUUCCUCAGGUACUUAAAAUGGAAAUUUCCUUCAAUCCUGAUAACCCCACAACAUAUGAAAAGUACGUCAAGCUCAUGGAGAACUUCCUGAAGCGUUAUGAUCCGGAAAAUCAGAAAGACACAGAUACAGAUUUUGAUUCUUGUCCAGUUGUCCCAAGUGUAUAUAUAGAGAGAGGUAAAUUUGAUGAAAGUGCCGGCACAAAGAAAUCAUGCAAGUUCCACCGUGCCUGGUUGGAUAACUGCUCUGGAUUAAAUGAUACUACUUUUGGUUACAAAGAUGGCAAGCCAUGCGUCAUCAUCAAGUUCAACAGAGUCCUGGGAUUCAGACCCAAGCCACCACAAAAUGGUUCCAUUCCAGAGGAGGUGAGAGGAAGAACCAAUCCUUAUCUCAUUCCUAUCCACUGCGCUGCUAAGAAAGAGGAAGAUAUUGACAAAGUUGGCAUUGUGGAAUACUAUGGCAUGGGUGGCUUUGCUGGCUUUCCUCUGCAAUACUACCCAUAUUAUGGCAAGCUCCUUCAGCCCAAGUACCUCCAGCCCCUUGUAGCAGUGCAGUUCAUGAACCUAACACAGGACGCAGAGGUGCGUAUCGAAUGCAAGGCCUAUGGUGAGAACAUCUACUACAGUGACAAAGACCGUUUCCAGGGACGUUUUGACAUGAAAUUUGACAUAAAAAGAAGCUGAUCACAGGCAUAGCUGUGUUUCUCUUUUUUCCUCUUAGCCAUGUAAAAGUUAAAAGACAAAGCCUACUAGUCUUGAACAAAACUGUCAUACGUAUGGGACCUACACGUAAUCUAUAUGCUUUACACUAGCUUUCUGCAUUUAACUAGGUUAGAAUGUAAACUUAAAAGUGUAGCAAUAGCAACAAAGAUAUUUAUUCUACUGUAAAUGACAAAAACAAAAUUGAGCCUUGGGACAUGCCCAUUUCUACUGUAAAUUAUGAUUCCAUAACUGACUUGUAGUAAGCAGUGUUUCUGCCCCCUAAGUAUUGCUGCCUUGUGAAUUUUAUUUAGUGUACAGUCCUAUAGGUGCAUUACUCUGGUCAUUUUUCAAGCCAUGUAUUAUUGUACCUGUUUUCUACUUUCUGUGAGCAAAGAUUUGCUGUCCAAGGUGUAAAUACUCAAUGGGACUAAAACUGGCAUGGUUCUUUUUAAUUAUUUUUUGCUCAUUUUUAAAAGGCAAAUGGCCCACAUGUGAGAUUAUUCAAUAGCACUCCAGUAGAGCUUUCCCCAUUCCCUGGUGGAUUUAGGAUUUUAUUUAGUGUGGUGACAAGAGAAAUCAAUUUGAGUCUGAAGCAAACCUAAAGAAUAGGUGAUUGUAUACUGUGCUCUGUAGUGAAUGCAGUCUUUCUUCUCUUUCCCCUCAUCCUCCGGUAUGUUGUGUGAGAGACCUGAGUCAGCCUGUCACAUUAGUCAGUGAUGGGAAUAAUUAUUUUGCUAUGUAUAUUUUCAUUUCCUGCUAGAGGCAUCACAUGCUGUGGUGCUGUCUUUAUUGAAUGUUUUAACCAUUUUCAUGGUGGAAGAAUUUUAUAUUUAUGCAGUUGUAUAAUUUUAUUUUUUUCUGCAAGAAGAAAGUGUAAUGUAUAAAGAUAAACCAAAGCCACAUGUUUGAAAAUAAAUCUUUAUUUUAAACUUUAUGAAAAAGCAAUGCAGUUACCCCAUCAACUGGUGUUUAAAUGUUGUCUAAAGUGCAAAACUCUAUGUUCUAACAUAUGUAAUAGCCAGGAGUACAGUGCUCUUGUUGAUCUUGUAUUUCAGUCAGGUUAAAACAUUGGACAAUAAAUGAAUAAACACAUCUUCCAUCCU